This is a messenger RNA of Dinoponera quadriceps, 600 nucleotides long. RefSeq names its product NADH dehydrogenase [ubiquinone] 1 alpha subcomplex subunit 12 (gene ND-B17.2). Bases 65 to 466 code for a protein of 133 amino acids. NCBI's taxonomy places the organism in Eukaryota, Metazoa, Arthropoda, Insecta, Hymenoptera, Formicidae. Gene Ontology annotation, cellular component: membrane. The transcript has 3 exons. Gene Ontology annotation, biological process: mitochondrial respiratory chain complex I assembly; response to oxidative stress. The record is from RefSeq and is a predicted model, not a curated record.
UCCAAACGUUGGUGGCACUGACUUGGAUUGACUUUAAUUUCACGCUUUAUUCGCGCAAACAAAUAUGGACAAGUUUGUUACAUUAGUUCGUACAAUACGCGAUCACGGCGGAUUAUGGAAAUCCUUGAAAAUGUUAUACAGGGUGGAUGAAUUGAAGAGCGGCACUUUGAUCGGAGAAGAUAAAUAUGGUAAUCGAUAUUACCAGGAUAACCGACACUUUAUAGGUCGUAACAGAUGGGUGAUAUACAAUGAAAAAGUUGGGCUUAAUUAUGAUGGCUCUCAAGUUCCACCAGAAUGGUUCGGCUGGCUGCACCACAAGACAGAUCUGCCACCAGAUAAAGAUCCAUCUCGGCCUAAGCACAAAUGGAUGAUGGACCAUACACCGAAUCUGAGCGGCACGAAUCAAGCAUAUAUGCCCUAUAGCACUACAAAACCAAAAAUUGAACCUUGGCGUCCACCGCAGUGAUUCUUGUCAAAGUGUUAGUGCAACAUACAGAUUAAAGUAGUUUGUUCGUAAUUGUGACAAAGUAUAAAAUAUUAUUCAAUGUAAAUAAUGUAAUUGUUCCAAUAUAAAGGAGUUAUACUUAAAAGAAGAACACA